UAUAUAUAUAUAUUUAUAUAUAUAUGUAUAUGUAUAAUUAGACCUUGCGGCAGGGAUGAGAAAAGUUUGAAGAAACCAGUAAAAAGAAAAAAAAAGGCUAUUGUAGGCCAGAAAGCAGGAAGGAUUACACUUAUUUACAUCACAAACUACUUCAUGAAGUGUUUUGUAUAGCAAGACUCAUGUGCAGCUCUAUGGAUAUCUCAGAUCUUUAAAAGAUUACACACACACAUAUAUAUAUAUAUGUGUGUAUGUAUGUAUAUUAAGUUAUAAAACUGAACGAUCGUCUGUUAGAGAUACCCGGGUAAAUAUUGAAGACAUGUGUACUACGGAUACCAUCGAUACAACCAUCCCUGGCUGCAGCGGCGACAUAAACACAUCUUCUACCACCACCACCAGCAAUUAUUGUUAUUCAUCACCACCAUUCCAGUUUUCAUAUUCCACAUUCAAACUUUGACACGAUUGCUUUCAGCAGGCAUUCAGUCCCUCCAUUUGGCACCAUGCAGAGUGAUAAAGUUUUAAUGAUGUCACGGUUUGGAAUUGGUACAACUAAAAAUCCCCCCUGGGCCCGCCAGGCACCAGCAGAGUUUAUCACUGUAACUGCUGCAACUUCAUUGAGCUCACUGAGUCAACCCCAAGCAACCACAGCUCUAUUACACCAGCCAUCAGCUGGCGUUCCAAAAGCUACUGUCUACUCAAUAACAACACCAACCUCAGCACCCAUUGCACAACCACAGUAUGCACCACAGCAACUCCCUCCAGUUGGUAUGCAAGGACAACCACCAACCUUACAGCCUGGUCAAGUUCUAUCCCAGCCUGCUAUUGCUAUCCCAACAAGCCUGGCCACAACUACUCAAGUUGCCAGUGUCUCCUAUCCUCCCCCAGUGGGUAGCACACGGCUAGCUCCAGCUCAGCAGUCUCUUAAGCAGAGGUUUUUCACAGGAACAGUCACCAAGAUUAUGGAUAAUUUUGGUUUUGUUGAUGAUGAUGUCUUUUUUCAAAUGAACUGUUGUAAAGGUCCACUACCAAAAGUAGCCGAUAGAGUUUUAGUGGAAGCUACAUACAACCCUAAUAUGCCUUUCAAGUGGAAUGCUACUCGAAUUCAAGUUCUUCCCAACCAGAAUGUGGCUCCAGCACCAAUGGGUCAGAUAGCCAAUAGCCAAACUCUGGUCAUCUCCAACCCAACAACCCUUGUGGGAUCUUCUCCACUUGGAGUGACUGCAACUGUGGUCACUCCAACAAUUGCUCAAACUCCAGUCAUGGCACCAAGCAUUGCUCCACCAGUGUCGCCAAACAUUACUCCAUCCAUUCCAACUCCUGUUGCUGCCCCUCCACCUGUACAGCCACCAACAAUAAACCAGCAGCCACCUCCGUUAAUGGGACAGAUACGACCUCCUGUUGCAACAGUUGCACCUCCACCAUCUCUAAUUCAGCAGAGUGGUACAAUACGGGUCCCUAUGUCAGCUCGGCGUGGCCCAAUGGGAAUGAGAUUUGAUCGUGAUAGAGAGCGAGAACAAAGAGAUAAAGACAGGGAGAUGCGUGAGAGGGAGAGGCGAGAGCAGAGGCGGGACAAGUCACUGAACAAACGACCACGGUCUCCGAACAAUCAUCGUUCCCAUUCACCAUCUCAGAGAGCUCGCAGUCCAAAGAGGAGACGGAACCCACGGGUUGUACCCCGAUAUGUUGUUCAGAUACCGAAGUUAUCAUUAGAAACGAAAGAAGCUAAUGUCAUGGUCCUCAAAUCCCGUUAUAGUAACCUCUACAUCCCUAGUGACUUUUUCCAAGCAAAUUUCACAUGGACUUCAGCUUUUCCUUUAUAUCGUCCAUUCCAGCUGGGCACUGAUUGUACUUUUCAUGUGAUGCCUAAAGACACUGAGCCUGUCAGUCUUAAUGGCACUGAGUGUAGCGUACCAGCACUGGAACCUUCUGAUGCUGACCAUUUAUACAGUGCUAAAGUGAUGUUACUGUCAAGUCCGAAAUUAGAAGACAUCUUCUCAAAGUGCUGUGGGUCAGCUGAUGAUAGUCCAGACAAUUCCCGCAAUGAACAGAUCAAUUACCAACACCCAACCCGUCUGAUUCAGUUUCUUGUCGGGUUGAAGGGCAAAAAUGAACCCAUGUCUAUAGGUGGGCCUUGGUCUCCAUCGCUAGAUGGUCCAAAUCCAGCUGAGGACCCAAAAGUACUAAUCAAGACUGCUAUCCGUUGUACUCGUGCCCUAACUAACAUAGAUCUCAGUAUGUGCACACAGUGGUAUCGAUUCGCAGAGAUACGGUACAUUCGUCCUGAGGAGAUGCACAAGGGGCGACUGGUGCCUGCUCGUGUUGAAACUGUCGUGCUUUUCUUGCCAGAUGUCUGGAGCAUUCGUCCAACGUGCCUGGAGUGGGAGUCAUUGAGGGCUGCCUAUAAAAGUCACCUGCAGAAGAAGCUAGCAGGAAGCAGUAGCAGCAGCGUCAACAGCAGCGGUGGCACUGCCACUGAUUCCAAGGAUGACACAACUACUCAGGAAGAAGAGGAAGCUAUGAAUACAGAAAAAGAGCCUACGCAUUUUUCUGAAUUGGAUCCCAAAACAAUGAAAAUUGUUGAUCUACGCCGAGAACUGGAAGAUCGGAACUUGAGUUCUAAAGGAUUGAAGUCACAGCUAAUAGCUCGACUGACAAAAAUUCUGAAAAGUGAGAAGGAGGAAGAAGAAGAAUUAGAGAAUAACAAAGCUGCAGCAGAAGAAGCUGUCAAAAAACAGGAAGAGUUUCAUAAACUGGAAAUUGAAGACAAAGAUGACAAGAAGAAGAAAGAAGAAGAGGAGAAAAGGCGACGAGAAGAAAAAGAGCAAGCCAUGAUGGAACGCAAGUACAAUCUGCCUGAUAAACCCUCCAUUAUAGUCCACCCGUCAACAACUGCAAAGGGCGGCAAGUUUGACUGCACUGUCAUGUCGCUUAGUGUCCUGUUGGAUUAUCGCCAAGAGGAUAAUAAAGAACAUUCCUUCGAGGUUUCUUUGUUUGCUGAGUUGUUCAAUGAAAUGUUGAUGAGGGAUUUUGGCUUCAAGAUCUACAAGGCUCUUGUUCUUGCGCCAGAAAAGAAGGAUGAGGAGAAGCUUAAAAAGAAAUCUGAUGAUAAAUCUGUAAAAGAAAAGGAUCUCAAGAAAACAGAAGAAGAAAAAUCAGAAAAGAAAAAGGAAGAAGAAACUCCCAAGGAAGUGAAUGGCAAUGAAGAAGAUAUGGAAGAGGAUGAACCUGAUGAUGAGGAUGAUGAUGAAGACAAGAAAGAUAAAGUAGGAAAAAGAGACCGGGAUGAGAAGAAGAAGGAGAAGAAGAAGUACUACACAUUUGAUCCUGCUUUGUUACUAGCAUUUGUAUAUUUUGAUCAGAAUCACACAGGCUAUCUGUUAGAUAAAGACAUUGAGGAAAUCAUGCACACUGUUGGCAUGCAGUUGUCAAGAGCUCAGGUACGAAAAUAUGUCCAAAAGCUUGUGUCACGUGACACUUUAAAUUAUCGCAAAUUGACGGAUAAGCCGAAAGCUGAGGAUGCUACUGAAGAUGGAAAAAUUGAUUCAAAAGGUGCAGACUCAGAUGAUAUUAAACUUGCUCAAGGAAAUUAUCAUUUUUUAAAUGCUAUAAAAGCUAAGAACUCUUCAGAGGACUUGGCAGUAACAUCCAAAUUAAAAGGUGAAGGUGAGGAAACCGCUCCCAAUUCUGGAUUUAUUAGCUACAAUGGAGCUUUGAUCGAUAUUGACAGUAUCACUCAGCGACUAGAGAAAAGCGAGAAAAAUAGGAGUGCCUUGGAAGAAAAGUUACAGGAUUCCACUGCUGAAAUUGAUUUGCUGAAGGAUAAAGCAUUAAAGCGUGAAGAUUUAAUUAAACAGAUGCAACAGGAACUAACUAUAAUUAAGAAGGAGAAAGAAGAGCAAAUAGAAACAGUGUCAUCAACUGAAAGUGAAAACAGACGGCUGUUCACUGCUCUAAAACACUGUGAAAAGACAUUGACUGGUCUUCUGAAGGGUGUUACUACAAGUCUUACACCUUUAAUAAUAGACAAGAAAAAGAAAUUUGAUAAAAAGGUGAAAAAUGAAAAUGAUACUGGAGAAUAAAUGUUUCAAAGUCCUCCAAAAGAAAUGUUCGGAUAAAUUAUGAGAAUGAGAAAGGUACCAAGGAAUUUAUUAUUUUUUUUCCUAACAUGAGGUUCCACCAAUCUCUACCUUGUCCAUAUUUCAGUGACUAUAAACUAACGGCCAGCAACAACACAACUUUCAUCACUCUUCCCUCCACCCAUCUUUCUCCUUGUGUCCCUCUAUUCUUUGUCCUCUUUCAUCUGUGCUCUUGAUCAAUCCUGAACUGUUAUCUACUUAUGCAGUCUUUCCAAUGUGUAGAUUUGCUUGGAUUUCAAAUGAUUACCAAAUACAGCAAACAAAGAUGGAAAUGCUUGCUUGCUUGUUUGUUUGGGGGUUUUAUUUUUAUUGUAUUUUCUGUUUGAUUUUUUUUUUUCUUGCAUUGAAAAUAGAAGUUCCAUCAAACAAUUGAAAACAUUUGGGUUUUUUUUUGCCUCUCACUCUCUCAUUUCACUGUUGAAUUUGUAAAUUUGGCUGUCGAGGGUGCAAUGACUGAAGAAAGAGUACAAUAAUAAACUGGUAUCUGCAGGGACAUGUAAAUAUUAUGGUUUAAAAAAAUCAACUUCAGCAACCACUUUUUUUUUUUUUUUUUUUGUAAGAGUGGCUUUGGAAGUUUCUGCACUGAACAAGUGACCAGAUGAAGUGCUGUGUUAAUAAUAUUCCAUUAUUGCCUAUAAAAAAAAAAUAAAGAAGUCUUCGUUCUUUAUGUGAGGUAGGUGGGAUGGGGUAGGGAAAUUAAAGUAAAAAUGAUAUAAAACUCAA
Octopus sinensis (East Asian common octopus) is the source of this 4856-nucleotide messenger RNA. RefSeq names its product cell division cycle and apoptosis regulator protein 1. The transcript has 22 exons. Gene Ontology annotation, cellular component: nucleus. Lineage: Eukaryota; Metazoa; Mollusca; Cephalopoda; Octopoda; Octopodidae. Gene Ontology annotation, biological process: regulation of DNA-templated transcription. The record is from RefSeq and is a predicted model, not a curated record. The coding region runs from base 498 to 4076 and encodes 1192 amino acids.